This is a messenger RNA of Parasteatoda tepidariorum (common house spider), 1737 nucleotides long. Its product is annotated as homeobox protein E30-like. The record is from RefSeq and is a predicted model, not a curated record. Gene Ontology annotation, molecular function: DNA-binding transcription factor activity, RNA polymerase II-specific; RNA polymerase II cis-regulatory region sequence-specific DNA binding. Gene Ontology annotation, biological process: neuron differentiation; regulation of transcription by RNA polymerase II; multicellular organism development. Lineage: Eukaryota; Metazoa; Arthropoda; Arachnida; Araneae; Theridiidae. Gene Ontology annotation, cellular component: nucleus.
AGGGCCGCUAAGAAACGUCCAAAAGACUACAAAACUUGAGUUCUUGCUUCCAGCAUCGAGAAGUUGUUUUGAAGUGUGUUGAGAGGGUGUGUUUUGAUACACAAACAUUUAACCUUGGAGUAUGGAGUGCGGAAUGUGCUAGUGUUUUUAGAAUAGUGUGUUUGUUCUAUUUGGUGUGUGUUCUGCUGGACAUUGCCUGAAAUGGCGUUAGAACUUGAAACAGAAAGUUCCGCACCGUCACCGGCCCACACCGGACAAAGGGUUCAGCCGGCCACACAAACUCUGGCGUUUUCUAUAGAAAAAAUACUCUCUCCAGAUUUUGGCAAGAGGGAGAGGACACUAAAUUAUCCAAAAGGACAUGAUACCAAUGAGAACUCGAGAGAUAUAACACCUAUGAGUCCCUCAGACGAUUUAAAAAAGAAUUCACUACCUGUUUGGGUGUUUUGCACGAGGUACAGCGCACGUGCAAGCUCAGGUCCACGCAGAGCCAGGUCCAAAAAGCCCAAGAACAGCAGCGAACAAGACCUUACAGAUGAUGAUGAAAGCCCAAGAAGCAGGAGAAUGAAAAAGACUUCUGAUGGUAAGGCUGACAAAAGACCUCGCACCGCAUUCAGCAGUGAACAACUAAACAGACUACGGCAAGAAUUUUCAGAAAAUCGUUAUCUAACCGAACGAAGGCGACAAGAUAUGGCGAGAGAUCUGAAAUUAAAUGAAUCUCAGAUUAAAAUAUGGUUCCAAAAUAGACGAGCAAAGUUGAAAAAAAUAAAUCCCAGAAGGUCUCCACUGGCAUUGCAAUUAAUGGCAGAAGGUUUAUACGACCACCGCACGCUACCUGUGAAAGAUGACGAUGAUGACGAGAGACCGAAAUCAUCUUCUUCGUCAUAAAACAAAAUGACACAAAACAAAGAAAUGAACUCUUCUGUGAUUACCCACCGUGUCACUUUGCACCUUCAAGUAGGAAACCGCUGCACAGCCAGGUGCUGUUCAUGGCCUUCUCAACAGGACAUUUUACUCAACUGACAAAAAUGGAAUGCCAGCAGAUUCCCUUGAAAAUACCUUACGUGCAACUUUACGAACCCUGUGGUUACUUUAGGGAACUCGGAUGACCAGUAGCUAUUACCAAAAAAACAUAAGAAAAAAAAUCCUUCCCUGUAAAACAAAGACUUUGCCAGUUUAGAACUUUUCAUUCUUAGGCCUAAUGGGAAAUGUGAUAAAUCCUACUAGGUCUGCAUUUUCCUUGGCUUCUUAAACUUCGAUUUCUUGACGUAAUCGACUUAAUUUAUUCUUCAUCAUGUUAAAACUCACAUGGCAUGGUGUAAUUACAUCACUGUACUUAGCCGUAGAGGGGAAAAUUAUUUAUUGAAUUCCAUUGGGGAGGAAAAGUUUUAUACGUCACAUCCGUUCCAAACUUUUAUGUUCGAAAGUUCCUUUGUAUUAUACUUUUUAGUGACAGUAAAUAUUUUAGAGCUGUAUAUAUUAUAAAAAGGAUUUUUCCCAUGUUUUGUUUCAUACGUAUUCGAUUGCUUUUUGAAAAAGCUCCAAUUGCAUUCUUCUAAAUAAUGAUAAAAUCCCAGUGAAUAAUGCAUUAAAAGGUGAAGAACGUUAAAUAUUGUUUCAAAUAAUUUCUGAGUAUGUAGUUCAGUGAUUUUUCCUUCAAAAUGCAAUCACAUCGUUAUAUCUAUCCACGGAAUAUCCAGAAAUUAAUAGAUUUGUCAUUCUUAACAUAGAUAGUGUCUU